AUGUCGAGCGAUGACACCCUUUCGAUAACAGUCGAGUUCAGCGGAGGACUCGAGAUUCUCUUUGCCAACCAGAAAAAGUACAAUCUCUCGCUGCCGGCCAAAGACGAAUUGGGCCAGCCUGCAAAUAUUGCAUACCUCGUGAGACAUCUCUGUGGCAAUGUCAUGAAGGAUCCGCGCAAGGAGUUGUUUGUAUUGGACGAUACUGUACGACCUGGUAUUCUGGUACUUAUCAACGAAGCAGACUGGGAGCUGGAAGGAGAAGACAAGUAUGAAGUGCAAGAGAGAGAUCACAUCAUGUUCGUUUCCACGCUCCAUGGAGGAUGAGGAACGUAUGUUGCGCAGAAAACCUAAGGUCUUAUUCACCAACACUUUUUUUGUGUAUAUAAAUAUUUUCCUCGCCAUUCCGACGUGUAGAGCUCGCAUGAUAUGACGAGAAUCAAGGAACAAUCAGCCCGCUCUGAUCCGGCUUACAUAAGUCAAAAUACACUGAAGGUCGAAUCGGAUCACUUCUGC
This is a messenger RNA of Exserohilum turcica Et28A, 513 nucleotides long. RefSeq lists its product as uncharacterized. Gene Ontology annotation, biological process: protein urmylation; tRNA thio-modification. Gene Ontology annotation, molecular function: protein tag activity. Bases 1 to 324 code for a protein of 107 amino acids. Gene Ontology annotation, cellular component: cytoplasm; nucleus. The record is from RefSeq and is a predicted model, not a curated record. The transcript has 3 exons. NCBI's taxonomy places the organism in Eukaryota, Fungi, Ascomycota, Dothideomycetes, Pleosporales, Pleosporaceae.